This is a messenger RNA of Mya arenaria, 13262 nucleotides long. RefSeq lists its product as uncharacterized. Gene Ontology annotation, molecular function: calcium ion binding. Gene Ontology annotation, cellular component: membrane. The record is from RefSeq and is a predicted model, not a curated record. Lineage: Eukaryota; Metazoa; Mollusca; Bivalvia; Myida; Myidae. The coding region runs from base 112 to 12543 and encodes 4143 amino acids. The transcript has 33 exons.
GUUUUCCAAUUCAUGAAACGGAUAGGAGAUCCGGUGUUAAUUUGCGAGUUUAAUAAUACAAUCAUACUGUAAUAUAAACUAUGUCUGCUUUAAAGAUCUGCUGAAGUCUAAAUGGCGAGAAAUUCGUUAUUAAAUGUUUUCAUCGUUUUGUGUUUACUCAAAGUUUUUCUCACGGAUUCUCAAACAGUGACGCCAGGUUCAUGCAACGCCCCUCUGACGUCAUCGUUACGUGAUGACCAGUUUACGGCGUCCUCUCAUUACUCCGACGGCAAACACAAUGCUACCGCCGCCAGAUUUAACAGCGUUGGUUGGAUAGCGUCCAGUAGUGCGACCCAGCAACCCUACGAGUACUUGCAGGUGGACUUUGACGUCACAAUGCAGCUGACGUCCCUGAACUUCACAGGCGCCAAUAAUGGAUGGUACCCACGUGCUAUCAGGUUGUCGUACAGCGACGAUGGAAUAUUCUGGCGACCUUACACAGGGCGGCUGUCCACGGACAGUCUCGGGCAGCUCCUACCUCGGACCGCGGCUGUCACAUUCGUCAACCUUGACCCGCCCAUACUGGCUCGGCGAUUGGCUGUUAACGUGGUGGAGAGAUCAGGCUACUCUUCGCUGCGCAUGGAGUUGUUCGGUUGUCAGGCAACAAGUCAAGUCCCGUUCCGCGCCGGUACAGUCGUCAACCAGGAUAUCCAGGUUGACACGACAUGGAUUCCAAACCAGAACCCAUUCAUAAUUGACCGACACCUGAUCGUCCGACCAGGCGUCACUUUAACGCUCCAAGCUGGCGUCAACGUCGUCUUCAAAUCUGCAGAGGUCGGCAUUGACGUCUUCGGUACGCUUGUUACAGAGGGGCUGACGGGUUUGCGAACGGUGUUUUCCUCUACCUUCCCCGUUAUUGCGCGGCCUUCAAUGUGGCCUGGGAUGUCACAAGGAGCAGGGGGAAAUAUAACUCUACGCUAUUCGUUGGUCCGGCAGGCUGUACAUGGUAUAAGCGGCAACGGCAGCCACAUCCGGCUGAUGAAUACUGAAGUGCAUUCAUGUACGGCUGGUAUUAGACUGGCUGGUGGUGUCGGUGAAUCACAUGCACAACCGAUUUUGUUCGACAUCAGUGUCCACACUAACGAAUACGGCAUACAGCUACAUGGCAACGUAGAAGCACCCACUGUCUACAUUGAAAACUCGAACGUUGACCGCAAUAGCCGCAGCGGAAUAACAGUCUCAAACUGGGCUUCAGUGGACCCUUCGAUGAUAAGUACCAAUUUUAUAAUGUCAAACUCCAGUGCUAACAAUAACUCCGACUAUGGCCUACAAGAAACACUAAAACUUCCAAUCAAUAUAAGCGUUCAUGAAUCGUCCUUUAUCGGGAACGACGAUGGUGGUAUUUACUUUUACCAUUACUAUCCAUACACAUACACAGACGCAUAUAAGGUAGUACUUAAUGUGACUUCUUCCGUGUUUACCGACUCGGGGUUUGGCAUAUACUCCUACUGCUAUCGAUGCUACUUAUAUAAGUAUGCCCUAAAGAACAACUCCUUCUCAAGGCUACAGCAGUCAGUCUACAUGUAUGCUGUUGACCUCGACGGGCAGCACAGAGAAACUGCGACCAUAGCUAACAAUGUCUUUACAUUGAACACAAAAGACUUGCAUAUCGACAAUUGGAAAGGCAACGUGUCGGUAACUCGUAACUCAUUUGAAGGAUCAUACGAGACUGUAAGAAUUCAAGAUUCUUCCGGAUUGGACACGUCCGCAGUUGCGGUGGUUAGUGGAAACACAUUUAAACAACUGACAUGGUCACGGUCAACAUUCGGUAUCUACAUUCAAAAUGUCCGAGGAAAAUUGUUGAACAACACAUUCCUUAACUGUUCUUCGAGCACCCUUGUAAAUCUUGCAAACAGGUAUGACCAUGAAGUGAGGUUCAACAGGUUUAUCAACACUUCCAGUGUGUCGUGUUUCCUGCACACAGACGAGAAAUACAAUCACAGCAAAAUGCUUAUUGCAGACCAGAAUUACUGGGACACUGCAGAUAUAACGCGGGUGAAAUCAAAAGUCUGUGACUUCUUUCUGAACUCGGAGAAAUCGAUCAUUUCCAUAAACUCAAUUUAUAACGGCGCAGAUCUGACGACUCUUGUUCACACCCCAAAUCUGGACAGUUUUAUAUACACUUGGGAUUUAGGCAUGAAUGCCUUUGUUGUUGGCGGUGUGAUAUCUACUGUUGCUAGCAUUCCAACGCUUACAGACAUAGACGUGGUUGUAAAUAGAAGUGUUAUUGUUCUGCCUGGCGCUCAAAUCACCAUGACAGGAGUAGCAGUCAACUUCACAGACGACCGAGGAGUGAUCGUAAGAGGCAACAUGAAGAUUGAAUCCAGCUCAAAUAGGAUAUCGAUAUUCAGGAGACAUUUAAAGAACGAUUGGAACGGGAUCAAGCUCUUUGAUACCGAUUUCAUUGCAAUCAACACAGAAUUCUCAGGCGCGGUCUCGGCCAUAUCUAUUGAAGGAAAUGUUAGCUUUAUUUGUACCAAUUGCUCUACUGGCGUAGCACAGAUUACCAGAUUCAUCUAUGCAUAUGAGCAUUACGGCUAUGCCAAUGUGUCUCUUGUACAGUGCAACUUGUCUGCCAACAGUCAGAUUGUUCAAAUGUCCACUGGGGCAUUUUCUUCCAUUAAAAUUUAUGUAAUUGAUAGCAUUCUGCAAAGUAGUCAGAAUGUGGUAGAUUUACAAGAAAGAUCGUCGGAUUCGAAAGCUCAUGCUGUUGAAGUAGCUAUACAGAAAAGCAAUUUGUUCUCAAGCGGAUAUGAUGUUAUUAAUAUACGGGGAUGUGCAUAUGUUUUAAACUUUACAUUGAAACAGUCUGUCGUUUCAUCUACCCGCUACAGGAAUAUAAUAUACUUAAAUGUGCCCUCAAUUGAUCUUGAAGCAAGCGGAAAUAAUUUUGUUGAUUUCUCCAAUGCCAUAUACAUCUAUUUCUGUAAAGCACUUUCAGACAAGGACAUUCCUUUAAAUUCAACAAUCAACAACUUGAUAAAUAUUGAAGCAAAUACAUUCAACAGCACAAAUCCGGGUAGCGACAUUUACCUUUACAGCUAUUACGGAUAUGAAAGAAACCAUACCAUUGAGAUAAGAAAAAACGUUGUAAAUCCAACAGUCCCUGUUCAGAGAAAAUUCUUACAGACGUUUCUACAGUACCAGUACGCCCAUACACUUUUGCUUUCAUCAAACACAAUCUCUAAGCUACUGGACACUGUUUUGGAUAUUAGCACCAGAUUUAUUGAAGUUAACAUUACAAAUAAUACCUUUUCGAACAAUUUAGUGUGCAUUCUAUAUCGAGGAACACCAUGGAGAUAUUUCAAAGGCCUUAACAUUUUAAAUAACAAUUACAUUAACAAUUCUGCUGCUGAUGGGAUUGUUCAGAUACAAGCGGAAAAUUUUUGGGAUUCCCGUGUUGAACUGUCUUACAAUAAUUUUGAAAACAACACGGAAACCGUGAUAACUAUACAGACAGUAAACAUAAGCAUGGCCUUUAAUUUCUUCGAAAAUCCGAAUGCAAAAUUUAACCUGAAAGCAAACGCUAUUGCAAGUUACGCAGCAAAGAACGUUAUUGUGAAUGCAUCCCUCAACUUUUGGGGAAGCGAUGAUCCAAAAGAAAUAGAGAAGACACUAUUUGAUGCUGACUAUGAUGACACGUUGUUGGAUGUAAUAUACCGACCAUAUCUGGGAUCAAAAAAUAUAUCGGAUAUCCAGAACAGAGAAAUCAGUUUCAUUUCUGGGAAUCGAAUAGGAGGACUGGUAGAGGGGAAUGUGACAUUAGUGUUAACCGGAAGUCCAUACACUGUCGUUUCUAACAUUGAAGUUGGCACUAAUGAUACAUUGGAAAUCGAGGCAGGAGUUGUCCUACGAUUCAAAUCUGAUAUCGGCAUUAUUGUAUAUGGCCAAAUGGAUGUUCUUGGUUCUCCGGAAGCUUUCAUAGUCAUGGACAUGGAUGCAUUCGAAUCACCAUGGAGGGGAAUUGACUUCUCGGCUUCUGAGAAAGAGUCACGCGUACAAUAUUUAAUAGUUAAUAAUACGAAGGAAGGAAUAAAAACAACAUCUUUCACUUUCCUGAAAAACGUGACGUCUUUGAACUCGGAUUCUUCUGGAAUUCAGAUAUCCUUAACGGAUUCUUUGAGCUCAACAUUAUCAACAACAGCUUCGGAGUUGACGGCCGUUAAUUGCUCUAGAGGAAUUGUCAUAGUAGGUCAACCUACAAACAUGUCUUCACUCACAAUAACCUCUUGUAUGGUGUUAAAUAAUUCCUUAUACGGCAUUGAAGUAGAGACAAGCGGAAAUGUUACUUUAAACAGUUGCAUUAUAAAAAACAACACAAUGUCAGGAUUAAAACUUAAUAUGCAGAAAUACGGCAGACUGAGUCUCCACAAGUGUGACGUAAAGAACAAUUCGAAACGAGCCAUAGAGGGCACUGUUACUGGUGGCCUUAGUAUUGAUAAGUGUAACAUUUCCGACCACAUCAUUGGAUAUUACAACUAUUGGCGAAAUUGGGUUACUGACAAGUUCAUUGACAUCCUUGUCAACUGUCAAUUGGGUGAAAGUUUUGUUUUUAUAACAAAUUCUCUUUUCUUGAACAACAUCGCCGACGGUAUACAGUUGAAGACCAGUUAUUAUAAUUAUGCAAACGUGUUAGUGAUUGUAAAUGAUAACACAUUUUCAAAGGGAAAUAAGACAUUCCGGUAUCAAAACGAAAACUACUAUCGAAAACGAACUUGGAACACCAUCAGGUUUAUGAAUAAUGUUAUCGAAGAAAAUGUGAUACCGUUAAGCAAUAGCAAUAAUGACGUUUUGAACGAGUUCAUCCUCGUUGACCAAGACGAACUCUUUAUUGAUAAAAACACGUUUGUAAGAAAUCGUGGAAGAUCAGCCUUUGCAAUAAAUACCGUUUAUUUGGGUCAUAUUAUUAAUAUGACCUUUACUGGCAAUACGUUUUUUGACAAUGAUUUCACUUUUACAACGGUUGAUGUUAGGUCACAGGCCAUAGCAAACAUCCACAGGAAUGUUUUUGAACAUUUCGGGCAACAGAUCUGUACAUUGCGAGCUCCGGCGUUUGAUAUAAACUACAAGAUGAACGCCACACACAAUUUCUGGGGAACUGACAACUUUACAAACAUAUCUGAAUCUGUCUGCGGUUACGAGAAAGACAUGGGAUUGAGUUUUGUGUCUUACAUUCCCUUCUACACCGAUGGUCGACUGAAAACAUUAAGCACGCCAGAUAAUUUCAACUCCGUGGUUAAUGGUGGCGAAAUAACGACAACGGUUACUUUAUCUACAAGGGACCACCCCAAACCGAUUCUUAUUUCUCGUUCAAUACUGAUCAGACCUAUGGGAUCAUUGUUUAUUGAGGAAGGUGUUACUUUACGGUUUGAAGAAAAGCGAGGAAUAUACGUUCAAGGUUCUUUGAAAUGCUCAGGAACCACUUUACCCGUAAGACUGGAGAGCAGCAGUUAUAGAUAUGCAUGGGUUGGACUGUUCGUUAACUCAACGUCCAUACUUGAGCAAGACAGAACCCGAUUAAUACACACUAUAAUAAAAGACACUCAAAAUGGAAUCGUUGCAUACACACAAAAUCUUGAAUUUACAAAGGGAACUAUUUCUAAUUCUGCUACCAACUGCUUAUUGCUGUAUCCAUCUAUUACGCGCCUUACUAUAUAUGACUUUGAGGGAGCAAUACUUGAAAAUUGCACACAGAAAGCAGUGUUUGUAAAUGGAAUUGGUAAAACGGCUUUGAUGAAUGUAAACAUAAAGAAUUCGAAGACAGGCAUAUAUGUAGCUGGAGCGGAGGGUUCGAUUGAUGUAAGGUCUUCCAAUAUAUCGCUGAUACAUGACGUCGGAGUUGAAAUACAGUUUACAUCAAGGUACGCUGCUGGGAAUGUAACAUUCGAAAACAACAUGAUAUCUAAGGCAUUUAGAGGACUAGUUAUAAACGUUAAAAAUGACAGAACGGUCAACACAAUCACGGUAUCACGAAACUCUAUUGAUGAUGCCCACAAGGAUGCUCUCUAUAUACGAUUUCCAACAUAUCGUUCAUAUUAUGUUUACGAUGGCCAAAGAUCAGUUGAAAUAGCACUAAAUACGUUUCACAAUUCGUGUGGGAUUUCGAUCGAAACAUGGAACAAUGCUAACCUGACUUUCAACAACAACAUUAUUAGAGAUGCUGUAAGUGUAGAUAGCGAAUGUCUUUUCAAAGGCCUUGCUCUUGGAGACGGACGGCACACUGGAACAAGAAGAUUUGAUAUAUCAACCAAUGCUUUUGAAAAUAUAACCGCAAAAUGUAUUGUUUAUCUCGAAGACGAUGACAAUGCGAAUUUGAAAGGGGAAUUUCUGUAUAAUCAGAUAACUGAGACACAUACAGCUGAAACCACAGUGUUAACCAGAGCUUACUUUAUAAACAUAUCUCAGAAUAUAUUUGAUAAUCCAUUAUCAGCAUUCGAUGUAAAGACCACGCUUGAGGGAUCACGCAUACUAAAUGCUACAGAAAACUGGUGGGGUAGUUCUGACGCAGCAAUAGCUUACAAUCGCAUAUAUGAUCAACGUCGUGACCCAGGACUGGUUUUCUUUGAUGUUGAUCCAGUCGUUACUACACUCACGUUAGAUUGCAGCAAUGUGAAUAACUGCUCCCAGAAAGGUGAAUGUGUGCGUCACCAAACAUGCAGAUGUUCUUCAGGCUGGACUGGUCCGUCUUGCACGGAAUAUGACUGCGUUGGUGUCAAUAACUGCUAUGGAAACGGUAAAUGCGUUGGUCCAAACGUUUGCGAGUGUAAUGAGGGAUGGAGCGGAUCACUUUGUAUAUUUGCAUCAUGCAAAAAUGUACUCGACUGUAGCGGGAGAGGGUUUUGCACCCAACCAGAUAUCUGCUCAUGCUCGCAGGCUUUCACUGGUGUCGACUGUGGUUCCUGUGUGCCGCUUCAUUGGGGUCCCGACUGCAGACCUUGUCCGGCUUGUGUACAUGGUUCAUGCAAUCUUAACUCAGGACAUUGCGACUGUGAGGACGACAACUGGAGCGGAUACCUCUGUGACAGGUGCAGUGAAGCAUUCUACGGUCCAGAUUGCCUUCCUUUAAUUAAAGUACUUGAUAUUGUGCCAAACCAAGGCCUUGACAAGGGCGGGAACUCGGUACAUGUUUGGGGUCACAAUUUUCCAGAAACAGCAAAUCACAUCUACUAUUGUAAAUUUGGAAUUACUAUUGCUAAUGGAACAUGGAUUGCAUGGAAUCACGUUGUUUGCGUUUCUCCACAAAAUACAGAGGGAUCAGUAAUGCUUGAGAUUUCACCGAACGGAUCUAAAUAUACACAUGACAAGUUAACAUUUAACUACUACGCCACAUGUCCACCGGGAUCCUGCGGCCGUGACCUUGAACCUUCACAUGGGCAGUGUUUGUUCGGUGGCUGCACAUGCUUCCUGCCAUGGGUUGGUGACACAUGUUCGAAAGAACUGUUGUCGCCCACCAUUUUUGACCAAGACCAUCAACAAACAGUCGAGGAGAGCAUGAAAUACUUUUUGCAGCUCAAUUUGAUGAAGGGCGACCCGCCAGUUCGAUGGUCAUUGUUAGAGGGACCACAGGGCAUGACAAUUGAUGAACGAACCGGAAUGAUAUCCUGGUUGACGCCCCUUGCACGCUCUCAGUCGUACCGAAUUCGCGCACGGGCUACAAAUACAAUCGGAAGCGAUACAAAAUCAUGGGAGUUAGCUGUUCCGUUCUCUUAUACAGCAGAAGUUGAGACUUCCGAACCUUCAGGAACUCUUGCGAGUCCGCGACCAGUGCAGAUACAGGGUCGAGUAUUAUUUUCAAGAGAGGACAACCACCGGAUGGUACCAGUUGAUUUAGAAGUAACCGAGGUGCAGACGGGUCGAAAAGUUGUUAUUCACGAAUGGUCCAACCCGUUUUCCCCGCAAUUCUUUUUAGCAACACACUUUCCACGAGCUGACGACGCUGGACAGUAUGUUGCAGUAGCGCGUCAUCCCGGCGCCAGCCGAAACCCCAACGCCAGUGUACACUGGUCUGUUUUGGGCAUUAGAUGUGAGCCGGCUUCUGUCAUUGUUGAUGAAAAAAUUCUAAAUGAAGACGGAUCAGUAGUUGUUCAGAACGUUUCAAGACUUGUGAAUAUAGGAAACUAUCCUAUCACCAACAUAUCAUCUAUGGUUGACGGCAUGCCAAAUGCAUUUGUGCGUCGAUAUACUAACUCUUCCUCAAACCUGAAUAUUGAAACUCUUCAACCUGGCGAGAGACUAUCGUUCGAUCUAGUUGUCAAAGAUGCUCGUCCGCUUUAUGGAACGAUAUUUGUUAAAUUCAGCACGCCGGAGCGAACAAGUACAAGACUACGAUUGUCUAUUCGUCUGACUAUUCUUAAACCAUUACUCACAUUUUUGCCAAAUUCUUUAAAUGAAAACAUCGUACAAGGUACCCAAAAGAUAUUUGAUGUUAGAAUCACCAACGAAGGAGAGGUAACAGCAUCUAAUGUUGUUUUAAGUCUCCCAAACGAUGCAAGGAUAUCGAUUGUCUCUUUUGCAAAUAUAAAUGCAACAACAGACGGUGUCGAAGGGGAAUCGUUGACAAUAAGUCCUGGGCAUUCUGCACAACUCACUCUCUCUGUUAUCAUUGGAGGAAAUGAAGCUCUUGGUGAAAUGUCUGGUGUCAUCUAUCUGAACUCAGACCUGACUUCAACACCACUGCGGUAUAGAUUCUACAUAACAUCAAUCCAGCAGUUUAACUUAACAUUUACAGUAAAGGAUGAAUACACGUAUUUCGCGGCAGAUUCACCCUUGGUGAGUAACGGAAAGGUCACGCUUGUCAACCCACGCCGAGGUUAUUUUGAAACUCGAUACACCACAAAUGAAACUGGUUUCGUCGUCUUUGAGAACAUAUACGAAGAUGUGUACACCCUUCGGGCCGAAGCGGAGGGUCAUGCCUACUACAGUGAAGUUAUUCUUGCCAGCGCCGACCAAACCCAGUUAGACAUCUUCCUUCAACGAAUCGCCGUCAAAUAUACGUGGUCAGUUGAGCCCACCACCGUACAAGACGUAUAUAUCAUUCAACUGGAGUCUACGUUUGAAACUAACGUGCCGAUGCCAGUAGUAACUAUCGAACCAGCUAAAGUCAACACCAUUCCGUACGAGCUGGAAGAACAGGAAAUAAUAAAUUUCAACAUUACAAACCACGGACUUAUAAGAGCGGAUAAUGUGAGGUUUACUGUGCCACAGAACCACCCUUAUCUGGACUUUGAACUGACUGUUGACGAUAUAGGAAGUGUCGCGGCAAAUACAUCGAUUAUUGUUCCUGUACGAGCCACAUUAAAGAAAAGAGUAAAGCGUAAUUUUGUAGCGGACUUUGUGUGUGGACUGGCAGUAUUGUAUGACUAUAUCUGCGGUGGAACUCAGACCCGUGGUUUGGAUGUGACGUUGACGAGGGAAUACCCAGGACGCCCACCGCUGCCUUGUGGACUUGGAGGUGGAGGUGGAAGUGGAGGUGGCGGUGGCGGUGGCGGAGGUGGUGUGUCGUACUCUGGAGGUAGUUCAGGAACAGGAAGCGGGUCCGCCGUUUCAUACAACCCCACAACUCCCCUGUCAUGUAACUGCGCGAAAACACUUAUUAAAAGCUGUGCCCUGGCGUUCCAUCCUAUUGCUGGCUGUGCUCUGGCGAUUUCCGAUCUAGCUUCCGCCGACAGCAUCCUUGAUGGUAUUGUUCCUGCUUUCGACACGACAAUGGCUUGCGUUUCCCCGUUCAUCUGCCCACUGUGUGGUCCCAUAUAUACCGCCGUAAGAUGUCUCAUUGAUGUUGUCCGCGAUUGUAACAGCGCAAGACGUCGCCGCGAAAUAAGUUCUUCCAUUGUGGACAACUUGAUGGAAACGGCGAAACCAGUCGACAAUUUUUUCAACAUAAUAGCUGAAGUUCUCGGAGACGAUGCAAUGUAUGAUUUGAACACAACCUGGUACCAGACGUUCAAGCAGACUUUGUCAGACGACAGUGAUCUGGGUAUUGGUUUGUCCAGUCCUGAGUUUGCCUCAAUCUUGAAUAAAAUCACAGAGGAAGCUUCGAAGGCCAUUUUGACGCGGUUUUUACACCGUUGGAAUAAUACAGCUGCUGCCUGGGUGAACGGAACGCUGUCGGAGUUGUCGGACACGAGCACCGUAAUCAACCUAUCUCGCCUGCAGCCCCACUUUGAACAGUACAGACUCGAUUUGGGGGCGGCCAAAAGCAAGGGAUUCAACUCCAUAUUCGAUGACUUUGACUAUGCAUCCAAUGCAUACAGGACAGCUGAAAAACAAGAGAGUCAAACAAGCGGAGGGGAGAAGAACGAUGGCGUAUGUGCACGUGUACGAGUCCGGAUCAUUCAGGAGCUUGUCCUAACGAGAGACGCUUUCAACGCUCGUCUCGAAAUUGAGAACGGGGAAAGUUCGGACUUGGAACGUAUACACGUCGAGAUUGAGAUACGACAGACAUACGGAACUGGAGAGCUGCUGAUUGACAACUUUUCUAUUGGCUCGCCGACGUUGGUCGGUAUCACAGAUGUGGACGGAACAGGCCGGCUGUCCAAAGACAUGUCGGGGUCCGCGGAAUGGCUCAUCAUCCCUUACUCUAGCGCCGCCCCUGAGGACGAUAUACAGUACGACAUUGGGGGAAGACUCUCGUACAGCGUCGGCGGCUCGGAUUUUUCUGUUCCGCUUCUCCCGGACACAAUAACGGUGAAGCCGAAUCCCAGUCUGAUUGUUCACUAUUUCCACGAGAAGUACGUAAGGGGCGAUGACCCCCUUACUCCGGAGACUGAACCCAUUGUACCAUUUAGUCUAGCUGUGAUGGUCAUGAACAAUGGCUUUGGCGUAGCAAGAGCGUUGAAAAUAACGUCAGGUCAACCAGAGAUAAUAGAAAAUGAGAAGGGAUUGCUGAUAACGUUUAAAAUCAUUGGAGCGCAGUUAGGUGACAAGUCAAUUACAUCAUCGUUGACAGUUGACUUUGGUGACAUUUCGUCGAUGACAACUAAAACAGCCAGAUGGCUACUUACAACCACCCUAAUGGGAACGUUUUACAACUUUACUGCAACAUUCGAAAACAUCAACCCCCUCGGAGACCCGCAGUUGUCCCUGAUGGACGAACUCGGGUAUCAUGAACUGAUUCAUUUGGUGCGGAUUGAGAAUGUUCAUAAGGAUGAUGGCCUGGAUGACUUUUUGGUCAAUGACCUUGCAGAUGAGGAUGGUAUACCUGACCGCCUAUACAACAGUAAUGACGGGGAAGAUGUGGCUGAAGUGGAAAAGGCGAAUGCUACUGACUACAGUGUUAAAGAGUUUGUACGGUCUGGGACAAAAAUAUACCGAAAUUUAACAUUUAGCGUUCAAGCAAAUGCGUCGGUUUAUUUUUAUUUGAGAUUUGAAAACACGUUCUCAGACAGCCCAUUAUUGUAUGCAGAAAUCAGUAAAGAAAAACGAGCGCUUUUAGUAGACAAAAAUGUAUGGCUCACAUCACAUAUACUUGACAUGGAAUUGAUUCAUUUAUUAGAUAUUGUAGAAAUCAACACAACAGAUGUGGUGUCUUCUAAUUAUACAUUGACGUUCGGUCCCCGUAAUAUGUAUGCACCACGUUUCAACAGUUCUGUUUAUUCGACAACUAUAUCUAGACGACUCUCAAAGGGAACCGCAAUUGUAACUAUUCAUGCUUAUGAUAUUGACAAAGAUGACUUUGAUAUGUAUAUUGACACAUACAACGUCAGUAGUUUUGUGAUUGAAAAAAUAAGUCAGACAAGCUAUGAACUAAAAAUAGCAGAUGAACUGGUUACAGGGUUUUAUACUAUCCCAGUAGUUGUGCGUGACCAUGGCAUACCCGCCUUGGUAUCGGCGAUGAAUGCAUCGAUCGAGGUGAACGACGCUGAUGUGACGGGAACUACACAUGUGCGUUCUAGUACCACUACGUUAUCCUCUGACCUCACGAAAUCUACGUCAUUCACCAGUAACACGCCUGAAAUGACAUCAAACGUUUUAAAUCAGUCUUCAACGACGGCAGCACCAAUGACAGUUUCUACAACCGCAAAUUCAAACACAACAGGUUCGACGAUUGAAACAACAGCUGUGCAAUCUAUGUCAACGGCAAAUCAUUCAGCUGUUGCAAACGUUACAUCAGCGACAACUUCGUCGACGAAUUCACAGAUGACAGUUUCUUCUACCCCAAGUACACACACAACAGGUUCGACAUUAAAAACAUCAGCUGUACAAUCUACAUCAACGGACAAUCAUUCAUCUUUCACAAACGUAACCUCAGCGAUAACUUCGUCUAGUGUCACAUCAACUGUUUCCGAUUCCUCCAAAGGAUCAAUUUCACCAACAAUAAAGAUCAUCACUUCACCCGUUACCAAGACAACCGAAGAAACGGACGUGGGAGAGUCGGAAGAACUUGCCACGUGGGUUAUCCCCACAGCUAUUGGUGGAGCUGUUUUUGUUGUAAUUGUUCUAUUCAUAAUCGUGUUUGCUUAUACCCUUAGAAAGAAAUCUGAUCAUGGAGACUACAGAAUGUAAAAAUAAAGGAAGAACAUGUGAGCCCAUAAGUCGAAAUUUGUAUUUACCAUUUGUAAGGAAAGAACAUACGUACUAUUAACUUCAUUUUUGUAUCCAUCCUUCGUCAAGGAAAGAACAUGCGUACUAUUAACUUCAUCUUUGUAUUCAUCCUUCGUAAAGGAAAGAACAUGCGUACUAUUAACUUCAUCUUUGUAUUCAUCCUUCGUCAAGGAAAGAACAUGCGUACUAUUAACUUCAUCUUUGUAUUCAUCCUUCGUAAAGGAAAGAACAUGCGUACUAUUAACUUCAUCUUUGUAUUCAUCCUUCGUCAAGGAAAGAACAUGCGUACUAUUAACUUCAUCUUUGUAUCCAUCCUUCGUAAAGGAAAGAACAUGCGUACUAUUAACUUCAUCUUUGUAUUCAUCCUUCGUAAAGGAAAGAACAUGCGUACUAUUAACUUCAUCUUUGUAUUCAUCCUUCGUAAAGGAAAGAACAUGCGUACGAUUAACUUCAUCUUUGUAUUCAUCCUACGUGCCAUUAGGUCCACGUUUUGAUUUCAUUCUUGGACUCGUGAACACGAACGUGAGAGUUACCAGCUCCUUGUUUGUAUUCGUCCCUCGUGAAAGUGUUUGUAAAUAAAUGCUGUGUUUAUUACUUAUGAUACAGUUUUAAAAAACACAAUGUGGAAUUUAUUUUUAAAGUAUUAAACAGAAACAUAUUAAAUAGUUGUUUUUCUUCAC